Messenger RNA from Selaginella moellendorffii, 766 nucleotides. RefSeq lists its product as uncharacterized. The transcript is spliced from 2 exons. The coding region runs from base 8 to 694 and encodes 228 amino acids. Gene Ontology annotation, biological process: response to cold; regulation of circadian rhythm. The record is from RefSeq and is a predicted model, not a curated record. Lineage: Eukaryota; Viridiplantae; Streptophyta; Lycopodiopsida; Selaginellales; Selaginellaceae.
UGUGCAGAUGCCAUUGGCCACGGAAGCACGGAAACCAGCAUUUGUGGGAUUCAUAUGCCACGGAGAAAGAUCUGUUGCUUGCUUCAUGCAAAUUAUUCUUCUUCACUCCAUCCAUUCGUGGCCCCCUCCUCUUGAAAAGAGAGAAAAAAGCUUCCUUAGGUUGGAGCUCGGUAGAAGAACCAUCUCUCUCUCUCUCUCUCUCUCUCUCUCUCCCUCUUUGUAUUUCUUCUCUAUCUCUUCCAGGGAGAAGAUCGAGCGCGGAGCUAUGGAAGAAGAGGAUAGCAGCCACUCUUCCACCAUCGAGGAGGAGCUCCACGACUCGGAGCCUCUGGCGGCGACUUCACGCAUUCGCGACCAAAACACGGGAGACGUCGUGGACGCUGCCGAAGAUGAUGACGAAAGGAAUGGCGAUCGAGCCGAGCUGCCAGAUGACAGUGAGAGCGACUGGACGGACGAGAAGCACAGCAUGUAUCUCCAGUCCAUGGAGGACGAGUUUGUGCGAAGCUUGUACGCGAUGAAACGGCCCCAGCAAGCCGAGGCCCAGGUUUGGAUCCCAAAAAAAUUCCCUUCUCGCAUUUGCCGCAAAGUUCUAAGCCAGGUCGUCGCUGAAGAAUCUGGCAAUGCGUCUGGUGACAAAGCUGCCGUGGAGCCGAUGGACACGGGAGGAGACGAAGUCGUCGACCAGGUGAUGUGAGAUCUCUCGUCUUGUGUCUUUGCCGAGUGAGAGAUGUAGAACCGGAGAAAAAAAAGGACUUUUUUUGCUUUC